This is a messenger RNA of Nematolebias whitei (Rio pearlfish), 6314 nucleotides long. RefSeq names its product nucleoporin 205 (gene nup205). Lineage: Eukaryota; Metazoa; Chordata; Actinopteri; Cyprinodontiformes; Rivulidae. Gene Ontology annotation, biological process: nuclear pore organization. Gene Ontology annotation, cellular component: nuclear pore; nuclear pore inner ring. Gene Ontology annotation, molecular function: structural constituent of nuclear pore. Bases 1 to 5982 code for a protein of 1993 amino acids. The record is from RefSeq and is a predicted model, not a curated record. The transcript has 42 exons.
AUGGCGGCUCCGAUGGCGGUAAAUUCAGGAGCCAGUCUGUGGGGACCACUAAAAGAGCUAUGGGAGACAGUUGAUGCAGCUGUACUGAAGAGACAACCAGAGAAUGUCCACCUUUUGGAUUUGCAACUAAAGAAACACAAACCACACUUUCUCUCGCUCUUUAAGAAUCCGCCAAAGAGUGCAGAGCAGAGAGAAAAGGUGCGCAAAGCCAGCACAGAAGGCAUCGCAAUUCAAGGGCAGCAGGGUUCACGGCUUCUUCCAGAACAGCUUCUGACGGAGGCCUUCAUCCUUAGUGAUCUUUUUGACAUUGGGGAGUUGGCAGCUUUGGAACUUCUUUUGGCAGGUGAACAACAACAGCCCCAUUUUUCAGGCCUGACACGAGGUCUGGUGGCUGUUUUACUCUACUGGGAUGGAAAGCUUUGUGUGGCCAACUCUUUGCGCACACUCAUUCAGUCACGCCACGGCAAAACCUUCACUUUGGAUUUAAGUGGAGAGUUAGUGGCUUUGACAACACGCUUUACAGAUGAGCUGAUGAGUCAGGGACUGACCAAACGCAUCCUUACCUUAGUGUCGGAGAUAAGUGUAACACGGGAGUUUGAACGGCUACAGAGGGAGCGCGGCUUAGGCAAUGAAAAGCACAGGAAAGAGGUUUCUGACCUCAUCAAAGAAUGCCGACAGGCACUGGCAGACAGCUUGUUUUCAUGGACUUGUCAAUCACCCUUGACUAAAGAGGACACAUUGGCUCUCAUUGGUUAUUUGGAGACCGUGACGGCUCAAGCUGAUGGUUCACUGAGCAGCGUGAGCCUCGCUCUGGUUAUGGCUCUUCUUUACUGCUUGGACGUCAGCUUUAUAGAGCAGGGAACUGAAGACAGAGAAGAUCUUCUCCAGGCAUUGCCAUUGCUGACAGAGAGGCAGUAUGUGUCUGCAGUGCACAGUCGUCUGAUGGACAGCCAACCUUGGAAGCUCCCGGGGCUGCAAGCUGUGUGUCGGCUUGCCUGGGCUCUGUCUCUCAGAGUUCUGUCACAGCUACCACAGGGCUCAGCCCUUGUUGAGUUCACUGAAGCAGACGAGGCACUGGCCGAUCAGGCUCUGUUGGGAGAUGUUUUUCUGUUCAUGAAGGAGGGCAUUUUGGGAUGCGAGGGUUUUGCCCAGGAAGAGUUUUAUAUCCGCCGCCUCCAUUCACUCAUAACAGACUUCCUGGCGCUUAUGCCGAUGAAGAUAAAGCAGCUUCGUAACCGUGCAGAUGAAGAUGCCCGCCUGGUGCACAUGUCUCUACAGAUGGACAGUGAACUUCCAUCAUCGUUGCGGAAGGACUUAGAUCAUCUUAUGAUUCUGAUAGGGGAGUUUUACAGUAAGGAUCCAUUUGGAUUGGAGCUGGGUCUGGAGUUCUGGUGUCCCACAGAAUCUCUUCAACAUACUUCACUGCAUGGAUCCUAUAUGGGCAUGGCCCUGCAAAGACCUCCUCACAAACAGGUGGUUUUGUCCAAGUUUGUGCGUCAGAUGGGAGACCUUCUGCCAUCCACCCUUUAUAUUUCUUACCUUCGCAUGCUAAAAGGCCUCGCCAACGGUCCGCAGUGUGCUCAUUACUGCUUCAGUCUUCUUAAAACUAAUGGAGCUACACACAAUGAUAACAUCCAGGGAGUUUCAGGCAGUCCAGUGUCCUGGGAACAUUUAUUUCACUCCCUCAUGCUGUACCAUGAGAACCUGCGACAAGACCUUCCUAAUCCAGACUCGGCACACUACCGCCACCUGCCACUCAGGGGCAUCACACAACGAGAGCUGGAAGGGCUUACCUCUUUUCUGCAUUUACUCACCACAAUUAUAACCUGGAGUGAAAAUGCUCGUCUGGCAUUGUGUGAACACCCACAGUGGACCCCAGUGGUGGUGAUGUUGGGGUUGCUGCAGUGCAGCGUUCCACCUGUUUUAAAGGCCGAGCUCCUUCUCUCACUUGCGGCCUUUGGAAAAUCACCCGAGAUUGCUGCUUCACUUUGGCAGUCGCUGGAGUACACACAGAUUCUUCAGACUGUUCGAGCACCAGGGCAGAGGCAAGCAGCAGGAAUUGAGGUUGAGCUGAAUGAGAUCGAGUCCAGCUGUGAGGAGUACCCUUUGACGCGAGCCUUCUGCCAUCUGAUCAGCACAUUAGUUGACAGCAGCGUGCCUCUUAAUUUAGGGGCAGGUCUACGUGUGCCAGGCUUUCAGCCCUAUUUGAACUUCUUACGUGAAUCGGUAUUCCUCUCCUUUCCCACAAGAGCAUAUCGCUGUCCUGCUGAAAAGUGGGAGGUAGCUGAUUCUGUCCUGGAGGUGUUCCACAAGCUGCUGCGGAGCUACGAGCCUCAGCCAUCAGAUUUUAUUCAGGAGACUGUGGAGUUGCAGGGAGAGCAGGUCCCUGCAGACAAGCCCCCCGGACACAGCAUCAUGUUUCACCUGCUUAACGACUCGCCCAUGCUCGCUCUCUGCCUGAGUCUGCUGGAGGAGGGUGUGCGCCAGCUGGACACUUACGCACCCUUUCCUGGUAAAAAGCACCUGGAGUCAGCAGCGCUGCACUGCCUCUGCCUUUUGGAUUUGGCUCUGCAGAAGGAGGUGGUGUUCAUGGACCUCCUCAGGGAGAGCCAAGCUUCUCUGAUUGUGUCUCCACUGGAGCAGCUCUUCCAGGGAGUCAGUUCUCAAACCCGAAGGGCCGAUCACAUUAUCAACAUUGCCAGGUAUCUUUACCACAGCAGCUCCAACCCAGAGGCGGCUUUUCAGAGUGCAAAGAUCCUUCGUCGCAUCGCUAACUACCCCAACAUUCAGAUGAGGCUGGUGGGAGAUUUCACACACGACCAGGCUGUGAGUGAGAAGCUUAUGGCCGGCUUUGUGGAGUGUCUAGACAAUGAAGAAGCAGAAGAGGGAACAGAAAAAGAAGAUGAUUUAGACCAACAAAAAAAAGUGGCAAGAAUCCGACAUAAAACCCAGAUUCAUAUCCUGAAUCUGCUCAUCACCUCCUUGGAGCUGAAGGCACCCAAUCUGGCCCUUUACCUUUUGGGUUAUGACGUCAAGAAGCCUGUGUCUUCAACAAAUCUUCAGGACCCAGGUGUGUUGGGAUGUCCUCGUAGCUGCUUGCAUGCUAUCCUGAGUCUGCUGCAGAGAGGUACGGAGAAGAGAUCAGGGCCGAUACUCACACAGGAAGCCCCUCAGUUGGCAGAGCUCUGCUACCAGGUGAUCUAUCAGUUGUGUGCCUGCCCGGACACAUCUGGACCUGCGAUGCGCUAUCUGAGGACCAGCCAGGACUUCCUGUUCUCUCAUUUGCAACACCUACCCUUCGUUUUGCCUGGCAAUCAGAUCGCUGCUCUCUCCCAGAUGUCGUGGCUCAUGAAAACUGCUGCAAUUGAGCUGAGAGUAACUUCACUGAAUCGCCAGCGUUCACACACUCAGCGCCUCGUCAGCCUCCUGCUGGAUGACCAGCCACACCCUCAGCACACAGCCGAUGGAGAAUCAGGCAUGGAAGAAGAGAUCCGAUCAGUCAAUCGUUUUCUUAAUUUUGACACAGUCUCUAAAGUGCACAGGAAGUUGCUGAGUGUUCUGGAUGAAAUUGACUUCAGUCAGGAUAUGCCUGAACUGCUGCAGUUGGAUUUCUUUGAACGGACUCAGAUAGAACAGGUCAUCUCCAACUGUGAGCAUGUCAAUGAGCAAGGACACACUGUGUGCAACGUUAAGUUGCUUCACAGAGUGCUGGUGGCUGAGAUAAAUGCACUGCAAGGAAUGGCAGCAAUCGGACAGAGGCCUCUUUUGUUGGAAGAGGUGAACUCCAUCCUUCAGCACGUGGUGGAACGUAAUCGUGUUCGUCGGAGUCUGACAGCAAAGCGGCACGCUCUGCAGUCCUGGAGGAGUCUGGUGGAGACGCUGUUGACCGCCUGCCCAGCGGAUCUCAUACCUGCUGAUGACAGGCAGCUCAUCAUCAGAGACUUCCUGCUGGAUCUGCAUGAUAAAGUACUGUCAGAAGAUGCAGCAGGAGAGUUGAUGCCCAUUGUUGCCGGAGCAGUUUUUACUCUGACAGCUCAGCUCAGCCAGUCAGUUCUCUCUGAGCAGCAGCAGGGGGUAGGAUCUGAAACGUCCUCUGGCUUUGCCUCCAUCGCUAACUCAGCCCUCCACCUGAUCCUUCGCAAGCUGUUGGACUUCAUCCUUUGCACAGGAGGUGGAUACCAGCGUCUGCGUGCUCACCUGUAUGGCUCUCUGCUGUAUUACCUGCAAAUUGCCCAGAAACCUGAUGAACCAGACACUUUGCAGUCAGCUGGGAAAGCUAUGUGGGAGCGUCUCACAGCUCCUGAAGAUGGAUUCUCCAAACUGCAGAGAGAGAACCUAGCGAUCAUUGAAAGCUAUGGCAAGGCUCUCAUGGAGGUUGUGUGUAGGGAUGCCUGUGAUGGCCAUGAAAUAAGCAGGAUGCUCGCUCUGGCAGUUUUGGACCGUAUCCUGUCUAUAGAUCGUCAGAAUCAGUGGCUGCUUUACGUGUGCAACAGUGGCUACCUGCGUUCAUUGGUGGAGAGUUUGAGACAAGAUGAUGUUGCACUGCAGAGCCUUCUCACUCCCCAGCCACCGCUCCUAAAACCAUUAUACAUCUAUGAGAGCAAGAUGGUUCUGCUAACACGUGUGGCUAAAACUGCCCAGGGAGCUGUGGAGCUGCUACGCUGUGGGCUGGUGGCACAACUGAUUGAAUGUCAGGUGUUCGACAUGGUACCUGACAGUGAUUCCCACAGGGUCAUGAGGGAUCCUUCUGGCUUUAUCCCAACUCCUAUGGACCGGUACAGGCAGAUUCUUUUGCCAGCUUUGAGGCUCUUUCAGGUGAUACUGACGUCUACGUCCAUAAACCACCAGCAGGGGGCAGCACAGGUUCUCCAGUGGCUUAUAGUCCAUGCUGACACCAUUCAGUCUCUGCUGCGCUGUCAGGAGCUCAGUAUAGGUGCUUUGCAGGAGCUCUCUUUGCUUACUGGCAUAAUCAGUAAAACUGCUCUACCAGGUGUUUUUGAAAUGGGUGGAGAGAUCAACAGUGCUGCCCUUAUGGAAUUCCAGGGUCACAUUAAUCGAUUCCAGCGUUUGUGUCUGUCCUUGCUGGGCCGCUUGGCAGGAAGUGAGCGGGAGAGAUUGUUAAAGCAGGCUGAGAUUUCUGCACCUGGAGACUCAGCUAAACAGCAAGAAGAGAUGGAGGUGGCCAUGCUGCAGGUGUGUGCCAACAUCAUGGAGUACUGCCAAACUCUUUUACUGCAGAGUUCUUCUCAGGCUCAGUUCAGCAUCUGUCUGUUCAGCCCGUCAGGCAGUGAACCAGCUGGCAGAGAUGGAGGACGCUCGGAUCUUUCCUCUUCUCUUCCGUCAAUCAUUCACUCACGGGUUCCUAGCCUUGGUCUGGUCCUUUACCUGCUGAAGAAUAGUGCUGCAGAGUUUUUCCAGUUCCACCAAAGUCAUCGACAAAGUCUGGGCAAGCUGCAGAACCUGGAUCAGCUGCCUCCAGAGGAGCUCAAGGAGUUGUGCCAAGGCCUGGUAUCUGGUCCAGGAGGAGUGGAGAAGAUCUCUUCAAUCCAGAGGAGCUUGCUUGCCAAGAGGCGGCUGGUCCAACUUAUCAACAACAGAGCCAAGCUGCUCGCUCUGUGCUCUUAUGUUAUUGAGACCAGUUUGUUUGUGUUGUGGCGCCACCUGGAGUACUACCUGUUGCAUUGCACCCCCACUGACCCCAAGGACUCCCUGCUGCCUGGAGCCAGUUUAUUCAGGUCCCGCCUCACAGAUGAAUCAUUUGGUGGUCUGCAGGCCGGCGGAGUCCAUGGACUUGGCCUGUCUAGAGCUAGUCAGCAAGACCUGGACCUGUUGAAAGGUGACAUGGCUGCAGGAUUUGGGGAGGCUCUGCAGAGGAAACUGCUUGAAGUAGAAGGUCUUUACAGUCAAGUUCGCUCCCGCUACACCUUUAUCCAGGCUCUCGUUCGUAGGAUCCGCGGCCUGCUCCGACAGCCCAAAAGCUGAACGCAAAAGUGAUCUAAAAGAUUUGUAGCUUUUGACCUUUGAAGAUAACCACCACCAGAAAACAGACUUUUUCAUGUCCACGUUGCAGAUUUAUUCUAACUGGCCUCUUCAAUGGGCUCUGGUGACACAGUUAUAAUGUGGCACAUUUGGUGUCACCAUUCUAAUUAUGUCAACUAAUGGUGUGCAAGUAGUGCUGUUUGUAGAACACACUGCAGGUAUUUUUACUUCAAAUGAUUUUGAUAUUCUUUUGGUUGUUCUGAUGUCUCUUUAUUUUUGUGAAAAUAAAUCUUUUCUAAAUAUGUUAAAUUCUUGUCACUAAAAAUAAUUUAAUU